AUGACGACAGUAGACAAGCUCCUCAUUCAAGGAAUCAGGUCAUACGGACCAGAUGACCGUGAUAAGCAGACAAUUCAAUUCGGAUGCCCUCUCACUCUGAUUCUGGGAAAGAAUGGAAGUGGGAAAACUACCAUCAUCGAAUGCUUGCGAAUGAUCACAUCCGGGGCGCUUCCCCCCCAUGCAUCUUCCGGACAAUCCUUCAUCCACGACCCCAGAGCGUCGAACAGGACCAAGACCUCGUCUCUGAUUCGAAUGCGAUUCUCUCGUCUCAACGGAGAGCAAGUAACAGUCAAGCAGACUUUUGAGCUUGCCAACAAGUCGGAACAAAAGCAGCAGUACAGGAAAGUGAGCAGCGAAAUUGAAAUCAAGAGUGCCAACAAGGAAGCUGAGUCCAUGAACAGAAAAUGUGGCGAUGACAAUGUUGUCCCCAUAAUGAUGGGUGUGACAAAAGCACUGUUGCAACAUGUCAUAUUCUGUCAUCAGGAAGAGUCGAACUGGAUUCUUGGGGAUUCAAGGUCCAUCAAAGAGAAAUUCGAUGCGAUAUUUGCUUCGACAAAAUAUGCGAAGGCGCUUGAAUCAAUUAGGAAGACCCAGCAGGAAACAAAAACUGAAUUGAAAGAAAUUCACGAAAGAGUCAACAGGUUACGGACAAACAGAGAUCAUGCAAAGCAACAACGAGAAAAUCUUCAAAAUUAUCAGCAAAGGAGUGAAGAGGGGAAAAGACAGAUUGAAAUGCAUGAAAAGAACUGCAAGAACGCUGAACAAGAGCUGCAAAAUUUGUCCAAUACGAUUGAUGAAUACGCUGACAAAGAAACUCAAGUGAAAAGCUUGGAAGGAAGGCUUGAGACUCUUGAAAAAUUCAAAGCCCAAGCAGAAGCAGACGUGAAACAGGAAUUUACCGAGGAUGUGAAUACAUUGGAAUCGCUCUUGGCAGAUUUGAAGGUCCAAGACCGCGAUUGUCAAGAAUCUUUCGAAAAUCUUGUAAACGAAGAGAACGAUGUGAAAGGCAAGUUGAAUGACUGUCAGGAGAAUAUUUCACGGCUCAAGAAUGACAAAAGCAAUCUCAUUAGAGACAAGCAACUCCUGGAAACGAAAAAAGAGGAAAGGCUCAAAUUCUGUAAGGAUAUCGCAAGUGAAUAUUCACUUGACAAAACAGAUGUGAAUGAAGUGGGGAUUAGUAUAGAAUCGUCGUUUUCUCGUGUAUUUGGAGAUGCUAUCAAUGCACAACAAAGUCAGCAUCAGAUAGAUCUGGAAAAGAAAAAGGCUUACUUCUUGGAGUGUCACAAGAUUAUCAGUCAUCUUCAGUACAAAACAAAAUCGAAUGCAGAUCUUCAGGAUAGAAAGAAAGAGGUAAUGGAUGAUGCUGAAAAACAAAUCAAAAUCCUGAACGAAAAGCAAUCUCUUCUCUCUUCCAAUGACAAAAUGUGGGAAGAACGGGAGGUUGAAAUCACGAAAGUUCAGCAAGAAUUGGAUGAACUCAAGGAAUCAGGUGGCCAAGAACGGUUUACAAGGAGGAUUGAUGAAUUUAGGGGUGAGAAAGAGAACAAGAAGCUUGAAAUGGAACAAAUUGAAGCUGAACUGAAUAGGAGGAGAUGCGAACAUGACGAAUACAUAUCCUGGAAACAUAAGCAACGAGAUUACGAAUCGCGUCUUGCAAAAGCCAAUGAAAUACUUGCCCAAAAUGAUAGAAAAUUUCAAGAAAUAAUGAAGUUUCGCCCCGACCUGGAAUCCCUGCAAAAUGCAAACGACAUCGCGACAUUGUCCCAAGAAAGUAGACGGAACAUGGACAGAAUCAAAAAUGAGAUGUUUCAACAUCAACAAACUCUGGAAACUUCAGAUUCUAAUCUUCGCAAAGUCAGUUCAGAAAUGGAUGAGCUCAAAAAGAGUUGUGAAGACCUAAGAAAUCGAUCUCAAGAAUCUGCUGUCAAGGGAGGAGCAACCCGAGAAUCCAUGCUAGGUUCGGACGUUGAUGCGAACCUAGAAAGAUUGACCAAAAGUUUGAACAAUGAUAAGGAAAUUCUAAAUCAGCAGUGUGUUGCAAAUAGGAGCCUGAAAUCUUUGGUUGAAACUUUUGAAAAAUUUGCUUCUGAACAUCAUAAAUGUCCAAUUUGUGCAAAACAGGUGGAAUCGGAGAGACAGCUGGAAAAGAUAAAAUCAAAAUGCGCAUCGCUACAGGCAGAUGUCACACCCGAAGUCUUGAAAAAACUCGAAGAGCAAAUCAUGGAAGUGGACAAAAAGAUCGGACAUGUCGCGCAUGCAUGCGAGCUUCGGCAAGAACUGAAAGGACUUGAGGCUCAGCUUUUGGAGAAGUCAAAAGAAGCGGAGGAACUUUCUGCAAUCAAAGCUUCUGCCAUCGACUCCCAAGAAGCAUUGACAAAGCGCAAACAAGAGGCAGAGGAGCAUGAUGAGAAGGUAAAUCAAUUGACAAGUAUAUUGGAUGAGAUGGAUCUUAAGUCUCUUGCAAGAAUGAAAUCAGAACUUUCGGAUUCCAAGGUCUCCGAUACUGCUCAGGAUGAUGGUCAAAAUUCUUCAUAUGAAAGCUUGAUUGCCAGAAAGAAAGAAUUACAAGAUGCUUGUAUCGAAUUGGACACAAAGAUAGAUGCUCUAUUCAAAGAGAGAGAGGUGUGCCAAGAGAAAGAGAAUUCUUUGCAGAAGAAAGUAUCGUUAUUCUCAAGUGAAAAGGAAAAAUUCGAUCAGACAAAGUUACAAAAUCAACGUGAACUCGAAGGGUUCAAGAAACAAAAGGAAAACGCCAUCAUAGAAAUCCAGAAGGCACAAAAAGAUCAAGUGCACGAUGAAAAAUUGCUUUCUGAAAAGGAAGCAGAAAAAAAGAACUUACAAAAAGAAAUUGAUUCUCUUCAAAACGAGAACGAUUCUAAGCUUCACUCGAUGAAGGAGAAAUUAUUCCAGUUGAAAUCGUUCGACUCAGAAAUAUAUAAUUCUUCGAGAAGCUCGCUAGACAAGGCAAUUCGUGAUGUGGAAGGAAGAAUUAAAGAGGAAGAGAAAAAGCAGAAGGAACGGGAUGCCGAGGGAAUACGGGGAUGCGAGUCAGAACUACGUAAAAGUGAAUACCAAGAUAUCGAUAAGAUUUAUGCUUUGGAGCUUGUGAAGCUUAAUGCGAAAAGAAUCGCUGAACAAGACUUAGACAAGAGCUACAAAGCAUUAGACAGAGCUCUUGUCAAGUUUCACACGUUAAAGAUGGAGCAGAUCAAUCAGUCUUUGAAAGAGUUCUGGCAGAAUACCUAUCGGGGCGAUGAUAUCGCUUACAUCGAAAUCAAAACGGAUGUCGACGAAUCCAACAAUCGCCGGACUCACAACUAUCGCCUGGUCAUGAAAUGUCUAGAUGCUGUUGAGCUGGAUAUGCGCGGAAGGUGUUCUGCAGGACAGAAGGUCUUAGCCUCCUUGGUCGUCAGGCUUGCACUUGCAGAAACAUUCUGUCACAACUGCGGGAUCCUAGCGUUGGAUGAGCCAACAUCGAACCUAGACGCAAAGAAUAUAGAGGGAUUCACUGAUGCCCUUUCACGGCUGGUGAAUGAACGAAAGGCGGAGUCAGACACAUUUCAGCUGAUUGUGAUCUCGCACGACAUGGAGUUCAUAGAAAACUUGGCCUUCAAGACGGGGACGACACAUUACAUGCGGUUUGUCAUUUUCUUCAUGGUGAACUCCGAGCUCUGA
Molecule: messenger RNA, 3675 nt
Organism: Guillardia theta CCMP2712
Lineage: Eukaryota; Cryptophyceae; Pyrenomonadales; Geminigeraceae
Gene: Rad50/sbcC
Product: Rad50/sbcC double strand break DNA repair processing nuclease, meiosis and mitosis
Exons: 9
Coding region: 1-3675 (1224 amino acids)
Biological process (GO): double-strand break repair; telomere maintenance via recombination; telomere maintenance via telomerase
Cellular component (GO): condensed nuclear chromosome; Mre11 complex
Molecular function (GO): G-quadruplex DNA binding; ATP hydrolysis activity; double-stranded telomeric DNA binding
Source: RefSeq, a predicted model, not a curated record